AUGGACACUGCGAGCGGCAAGCCUUCGGGCGCCCAAGGGCAGACCUCUCAGGUACCCGCUACCGACAAGAAGGGGAAGAACGCAGUUCGGGAUGACGAGGCGGGGAAAACACAGGGGAAAGCUGUGAAUCACAGUCACAAAACGAUCGGAAGAACGGCCUCUCUGGACAACGCCGCCCUUUGGGCGGAGUUCUCCCAGUAUCAGCCAGGAGGCGAACUGGUCAUCACUGAAUACGAGCCUCCUGACCCGUACAACUACCCAGAUUACCCGGAUCCCGAGCAAUCAAACAGCAACGACAAGGUCCUGUCCGAGGAAGAGCGGGAAAUGCCGCUCAUGGACCUCGUCUUCAAGUAUGCACCUCUGGAGCGGAUCGAAAAAGGCAACGCCCAGCCUCCAGACGGCGCCAGCAAUACGCACCACGGCGAUGCCCAGGGCUCGGCAGAACACAAGAGGCGACAACUCAGAGUCGAGAUUGUCCGACUUAUCAAGGGCGGCGCCGAUCAAGGCUGCCAAGUGCUCUUGUGCAAGAUCAAAACGGUCUCUCACGAAAUACCGAAGUACACGAUACGACAAUUGAAGAGAGCGCUCUCGAUAUCGCUCUCCAAACUGUUCUCGAAGUGGUCAUUGAGAAACAGACAGGAGACCACAGAGCCUCUGCUGCUCCCGCUAGUCGAGCAGCGUCUUCCGGCCGGAGAGCCCGUCGCCGUGGGUGACCUCGUCGUGCUCAAGGUGUUCGACCCGCUGCACUACGGCCACAUCGACCCCAGCAGAGGCCCACGCAAAGUCACCACCAUGGCCGACGGAGACAUGAGUCGCGAGGACGGCGCCUACCGUCACCUCUGGCGCAACAAGGCGACCGGAUACCCCCACAUCGCCCCUCAGUACCACGGUGCGUGGAAGGUGAACCUGGGCAGCCGGCACCCGGCCUUUGAGGGCCAGCGUCGUCAGGUCGGCGCGGUCAUGAUGGAGUACAUCCGAGGAACAACGAUCGAAGACCUCUGCGGUCGCAGCAGCGAAAAUAACAACCUCGUGGUCCCGCCUGGCGUGAGCACUCUCGACUUCGAGGGGACGAAACAGGUCAGAAUGGAACCGCACUUCAUGAUGGCAAUCUUCAAAGAGUACCUCCGGGGCAGCGUCUGUCAACUACACGCCGGGGUGGAACACUGGUUCCCCGAGCCCGAGAACGUCAUGGUCACCACCACUGACGAGGGAAAGCCACGGGCCGUCCUGAUCGACUAUGUGGCCGCGGGGAUCGAUUCGAAGCGCAGGGUACCGAUGAAUUACUUUCCUGGCCGGAGCCCCCCUCACCCAUGGACGCAUUUUUCUCUGGGAAAGCUGCAGUUCUUUCGUGGCUGGUUCCCCCCUCUUUGGAAUGAUGGUCGGUGGGAGCAAUGGGUGGCCGUCACAUUCGGAACGUUGGAUAAUUCGGCGUAUGGCCAUGUGCAAUAG
Molecule: messenger RNA, 1449 nt
Organism: Colletotrichum karsti
Lineage: Eukaryota; Fungi; Ascomycota; Sordariomycetes; Glomerellales; Glomerellaceae
Exons: 1
Coding region: 1-1449 (482 amino acids)
Source: RefSeq, a predicted model, not a curated record